Chelmon rostratus (copperband butterflyfish) is the source of this 1689-nucleotide messenger RNA. It is a transcript of the gene wdr45, whose product is annotated as WD repeat domain 45. Gene Ontology annotation, molecular function: phosphatidylinositol-3-phosphate binding; phosphatidylinositol-3,5-bisphosphate binding; protein binding. Gene Ontology annotation, cellular component: extrinsic component of membrane; phagophore assembly site membrane; cytosol. The record is from RefSeq and is a predicted model, not a curated record. NCBI's taxonomy places the organism in Eukaryota, Metazoa, Chordata, Actinopteri, Chaetodontiformes, Chaetodontidae. The coding region runs from base 197 to 1273 and encodes 358 amino acids. Gene Ontology annotation, biological process: protein localization to phagophore assembly site; autophagy of mitochondrion; protein lipidation. The transcript has 11 exons.
UGUCACUGACGUCAGUGUUGGAAAACAAAAACAAAUCGAAUUGCAACAUCUCGGUCGUUGUUUUUCUUUCUGUUCGUCGUGUUUCCUGCUUUGGAAGCCGUUGUAUCGUCUCGACUCUGCGUGUUCAUGGUAGUCCUCUGGGUCCAUCUGAAGCUGUAGUCUACCGGUAACAUCGCGGUAACGGUAGUUAGCUGCCAUGGCUCAGCAGAGAGGAGUCAACAGCCUGCAGUUCAACCAGGACCAGAGCUGUUUCUGCUGUGCUAUGGAGACAGGGGUCAGGAUUUACAACGUUGAGCCCCUGAUGGAGAAAGGUCACCUGGACCACGAGCAGGUAGGCAGCGUGGCCCUCUGCUCCAUGCUGCAUCGAUCCAACCUGCUGGCCGUCGUUGGAGGAGGAGUCAACCCAAAGUUCUCAGAAAUCUCUGUGCUGAUCUGGGAUGACGCUCGGGAGUCACGAGACCCCAAAGACAAGCUGGUGCUGGAGUUCACCUUCACCAAACCUGUUUUAGCUGUUCGCAUGAGGCAUGACAAGAUCAUCAUCGUAUUAAAGAACAGGAUCUAUGUGUACAGUUUUCCAGACAACCCAGUCAAACUUUUUGAGUUUGACACCAGAGAUAAUCCCAAAGGUCUGUGUGAUUUAUGUCCGAGUCUGGAGAAACAGCUGCUGGUCUUUCCAGGUCAUAAAUGUGGCAGCUUGCAGCUGGUUGACUUGUCCAACACCAAACCAGGCACAUCAUCCGCCCCCUUUACCAUCAACGCCCACCAAAGCGAGAUCGCCUGUGUGGCGCUGAACCAGCCCGGCAGCGUGGCGGCUUCAGCCUCUCGCAAAGGAACGCUCAUCCGCCUGUUUGACACGACCACCAGAGACAAGCUGGUGGAGCUGCGCCGAGGAACCGACCCUGCCACCCUCUACUGCAUCAACUUCAGCCACGACUCGUCGUUCCUGUGCGCCUCCAGUGACAAAGGCACCGUUCACAUCUUUGCACUCAAAGACACCAAGCUGAACCGCCGCUCCGCGCUGGCUCGUGUUGGGAAGGUGGGCCCUGUGAUUGGUCAGUAUGUGGACAGCCAGUGGUCAUUGGCCAGCUUCACUGUGCCCGCUGAGUGUGCCUGCAUCUGCGCUUUUGGAAAGAACACAUCCAAGAACGUCAACUCUGUCAUCGCCAUAUGUGUGGACGGGACCUUCCAUAAGUACGUGUUCACCCCCGAUGGAAACUGCAACCGAGAAGCCUUCGAUGUGUAUCUGGAUAUAUGUGACGAUGACGACUUCUGAGGCCACUUUGGAAACAUUACUGGAAGGGAAAAGAUGUGAGGACAAUUAGGAAACAUGAGGAGGACAAUGAUGGCGAGUGAAAAUGACUGGAGUUAAUGAUUAUUGUCCUGUUGUGGAGACAGAUGGGAAACUGGCCUGAAACAGAGAAUCAGAGAUGUGUGGAGGAAUAGACUUUCUGCUGGGUCCUGGUUUAUAAAGUCCUUUGUGGUCGUGAUCAGUUGUAUCUACAGUAUGUAGCAGUGUGAAUAUAAACACAGUUUUCUAUUGGUCUGUAACCUUGGUGAGUCUGACUGUGUAAAAAAAAAAAACCUUACAUGACAAAAACACAUAACCUUGGAAGCUGAGUGAUUUGCUGUAGUUAUGAGAGGUUACUAGUUUAAGUCAAACUGAAAUUAAAAUUCAUUUUUGCUAAGAAA